Spathaspora passalidarum NRRL Y-27907 is the source of this 2647-nucleotide messenger RNA. RefSeq lists its product as uncharacterized. The transcript has 2 exons. NCBI's taxonomy places the organism in Eukaryota, Fungi, Ascomycota, Pichiomycetes, Serinales, Debaryomycetaceae. Gene Ontology annotation, molecular function: tRNA binding; ribosomal large subunit binding. Gene Ontology annotation, biological process: ribosome-associated ubiquitin-dependent protein catabolic process; rescue of stalled cytosolic ribosome. Gene Ontology annotation, cellular component: RQC complex. The record is from RefSeq and is a predicted model, not a curated record. The coding region runs from base 1 to 2598 and encodes 865 amino acids.
AUGCUGUCAGCAAAGGAAGAUGUUGAUAGGUAUGCUGUCAGGGAAGAGUAUAAAAUGUUUGAUGAAUCCUUAUUUUCUGAACAAUUCCAAUAUGCGAAAAGGGAGUAUUCUCCUGAUGACAUAGCAAAGUGGAUAGAAACUCACAAAUCAAAGAUUAGUGAAUCUUCAGACAGCAAGAAGGGCAAAGUUUAUUCAAUUCACAAGCUUGCAUUUCUUAAUGCUAGUCAUUUAUCCAGUGAACUAAUCCAAAAAGUGUUGCAUGAAAACGAUAUUGACCCUGCUCAAAGUUGUUUGAGGUUUGAGCAGGACAAAGAAGGAUUGCAAUCUGUUGCAAAUGCGUUAGGAGCUUGUGAAGAUGCAUACUUGUCGUUAGUGGAUUCCAAGAAUGAAAACACUGGGUUUAUUGUGGCUAAAAGAAACAAAGCUUCUGAUACCAAUUCCUCGUUUGAAUUUAUAUACGACGAAUUUCAUCCUUUCAAACCAUAUAAAGCUAAUCAAGAAGAUUAUCAAUACACCGAAGUUUCUGGUUAUAACAAAACCUUGGAUAGAUUUUUCUCAACCCUUGAGUCAAGCAAGUUUGAAUUAAAGGUUGAACAACUCAAGCAAACCGCAGCAAAAAGAUUGGAUAAAGCUAAAAGUGAACGAGACAAGCAGAUUCAAAGUUUAUUGGAGCAACAAGAUCUUAAUGCCAAGAAGGGUGAAUUAAUUCAAUAUCAUGCUGAUUUAGUGGAUGAUUGUCGUGCAUAUAUCCAACUGUUCUUGGACCAGCUGAUGGACUGGACUAAUAUUGAAACAGUUCUUGAACUUGAAAAGAAAAAGAAUAAUAAAUUAGCUAAAGCAAUUGGAUUGCCAUUAAAUUUGAAAGACAACAAGAUCAAGGUUUUACUUCCUGAAUUUGAAGAUCCUGAGUCUGAGGAAAACUCUGAUUCAGAUUCAGAUUCUGAAACUGAUUCUGAAAGUGAAAGUGGUUCAGAAUCUGAAGAUGAAGAUAAUUUCCCCAAGAGAGUUUCUAAGAAACCCGCCAAUAAAAAGGAAAAGAAAUCAAAUGUUGUACCAACUUGGAUUGAUCUAUCAUUAACUUCAUUUGCUAAUGCUAGAGCAUACUUCGACACUAAAAAGACUGCAGCUACUAAGCAAGAAAAAGUGGAAAAGAGCACCAAGAUCGCUCUCAAGAAUGCAGAAAGGAAAAUCACCCAUGACUUGACCAAGAACCUUAAACAAGAAAAUGAUUCUUUAAAACAAAUGAGACCAAAGUAUUGGUUUGAAAAGUUCUUCUGGUUUGUUACCAAUGAAGGAUACUUAUGUUUGGCAGGAAGGGAUAAUGCCCAGGUUGAUAUGAUCUAUUAUAGGCAUUUCAGUGAUAACGAUUGUUUUGUCAGUUCUGACCUUGAAGGAUCAUUGAAGGUCUUUGUUAAGAAUCCUUUGAAAGGUGAAACUGUGCCACCUUCGUCUAUUAUGCAAGCAGGUAUUUUUGCCAUGUCAGCAUCUAGUGGUUGGAAUGGUAAAGUUACAACAUCAGCAUGGGUACUUCAUGGUGAUGAGAUUUCAAAACGUGACUUUGAUGGCUCUUUGAUUGCUUCGGGUGAGUUUAGAUAUACUGGCAAGAAAGUAUAUUUACCUCCUGCCCAGUUAGUUAUGGGAUUUGGUCUUUACAGUUUAGUUGAUGAAGAAUCGACAAAGAGGUAUGCGGAUGCUAGAACUUCAAGAGAAAAGGAGCAUGGUUUUAACAUUGUUAUGGAUAAUAAGAAGCGGGAACUUGAUAUGCUUAAGGGUAGCAAGGAAGCUACUCCUGUUGGUGAAGCUGACAAGUCUAACAAGGACGCUACUUUAGAUCAAGCUGGUAGUGCAUUUGAAAAAGAAUCAGAAGGAGAAACAGUCCCUAGCGAAGAUGCAUCUGAAAUCACCGAAUCUGACUUGGAGUCAGUAACUGCAUCCGAAGCAACUGCAUCCAAGAAAAAUAAACCAUUAUCUCGAGGAAAGAGAUCUAAGCUCAAGAAAAUAGCAGCCAAGUAUGCAGAUCAAGAUGAAGAAGAAAGAAGAUUAAGAAUGGAUGCUUUGGGUACUCUUAAACAAAUUGAACAAAAGGAGCAGCAAACCAAGAGAGAAGUUUUGGAAAAGAUGGAAGCUACCAAGCGUAUGCAAGAAAUGCAAGCAGUUAGAGAAAGAAGAAAGAAACAAGACGAAAAGGAAUAUCAGAAGUAUCUUAGUAAUGAAGUUGAUAGUGAUGAAUCCCAUGUCACGAAUUAUUUGGAAAUAUUGGAUUCUUUUGCACCCAAACCAUCCACCAAGGAUGAAAUAAUCAGUAUGGUUCCUGUUUUUGCUCCUUGGAUUUCAUUGCAAAAGUUCAAAUACAAGGUAAAGAUUCAACCAGGUAGUGGUAAGAAGGGAAAAUGUAUUGGAGAUUCAUUAAAUUAUUUUACCACUAGAAAAAUGGAUCCUUCUAGUACCGAUACAGAUUUAGAUUGGCCCCAAGAGCGUGAUUUGGUUAAGGGAUUAAAAACUAAUGAUUUAGUAGGGGUGUUUACAGUUUCAAAGGUUAAGUUGGUAUUGCCAGGAGGAUCUGACAACAAUAAGAAGAAAGGUGGAAAGAAGAAGUAGACUAGACAUGUAAAUAUCCGUGGUUAAUAAUAGAUUCUAUAAAAUUCUG